Dibothriocephalus latus is the source of this 742-nucleotide messenger RNA. The record is from the annotation of a GenBank genome assembly. NCBI's taxonomy places the organism in Eukaryota, Metazoa, Platyhelminthes, Cestoda, Diphyllobothriidea, Diphyllobothriidae.
AUUAUCCUACAACUUCGUCACUUACUUGAAUCGGACGUGUACGGCUUGGUUCCGAAAAUCUGAGAAUAUUCAACUCGUCAUGACCAUCAGUUCUGUUGUCCUGGGUCUUGCGCUGGGUUUCAUAAUCAAGACUGCUCACCCUGACAUCAGCCCAAGAACGGUGAAUUUGGUCGCUUUUCCCGGAGAACUGCUAAUGAACAUGCUCAAAUUACUCAUCAUUCCUCUGAUCACUUCAAGCCUCAUUUCAGGCCUUGCAAACCUGGACAUUAAAUCCUGUGGAAAGAUCGGAACCUAUGCUUUGCUCUACUACUUUACAACAACUCUACUUGCUGUGCUCAUCGGCAUUGUCCUGGUGGUGUCUAUUCACCCCGGAAACCCUAGUAUCAAGGCAGCCCGUGGAGAAGGCACCAUGUCCAGUGCAAAGGGUCCAAACACCCUGGAUGCCCUGAUGGAUCUGUUCCGGAACAUGUUUCCUGAGAACAUUAUUCAGGCCUGCACCCAACAGCUUUCCAGCCAACUGAUCAACAAGACAAUUACACCGGAUGCAGUCAAGCCCAACGAAACUGCACAACCCAUCGUGGUUGAGGUUCUGGAACAGCGAUUUCUCGAAAGCACAAACGUCCUUGGUACGUCCAAUCAUUCAAAGUUUUUUUCCAGAAAACAAUAUACCUUUGCCUGGGAGUACCAAAUGAAUUCAGUUGAGAUUACGUCUGUCUUUCUAAUUGUCUGUGCCGUUAGCUAA